ACCAACUGCAUCUGUUAUCCAUAAUAAAUUAUCAGGAUGGUAUAAUAUAGUAAAUAAUAAUGCUGCAGAGAAUAAUAAUGAAUUAGUAAUAUUAAAAGCAUUCCAGUCUGCAGAUGCAAUUAUCCCAACAUUAUCAACUGAAUUGCCAAUUUGCCCUAAAGAUAAACUUACAAGUAAACUGCUUAACUUUAAAAACCUUUCUAAGCCAAUUAAUUCUUCAUUUAUUUCACCGCCAAAAUUGUUAAAGAAUUGUGAUUCUACCUGUCUCGAUUUUUCAAUUUCUGAUGAUGAUUUAGAAAUUAUUCCAAGUAAUAAACAACAAAAUGAUGAAUAUAUAAUUUCAAACGAAGCAAUUUUAAAUAAAAAUGAAUAUUCUAGGGAAAAACAACAAAAUUUCUUAAAGGGUCCACCGAUUAACUUAGUUGAAACAGGAGUAACCCUAUCGUUAGGAGGAGCAUUGAUCUCACUGCUGUUCCGGGGCGAGUUUGAAGUUAUAGAAAAAAUGGUGGCACUGACAGACGCAGACGUGGAUAAUAAUAGUGCACAAAACAAAUUACUUAACCGUAAUGGUGUCACAAAGAGGUCUAAGAACAAUGGGUCAACUGGUUCGUCUCAUUCAGAAAAUGAGAAGGAAUCUGAUGGGAAUGAAGGCGAGAAUAACUGUAAUGAAAACGAUGAAAACGGUAGCGGAGAUGGUGGAGAAGAAAAUAAUGAGAAUAAUAGCAAUGGUGUUACAUCAACAUGCCGAGCUGUUACAUUAAAUAAGGAAAACGCAGAGAUUUUUCAAGAGUUUGUCAUCGUAGUUUCUAUCUGUGCAAAUGUUACCCCCGUUGCCAAUAAAAAAUAUUCGAAA
This is a messenger RNA of Ambispora leptoticha, 853 nucleotides long. Lineage: Eukaryota; Fungi; Glomeromycota; Glomeromycetes; Archaeosporales; Ambisporaceae. The record is from the annotation of a GenBank genome assembly.